This is a messenger RNA of Gambusia affinis (western mosquitofish), 1471 nucleotides long. RefSeq names its product 7 transmembrane receptor domain-containing protein. The record is from RefSeq and is a predicted model, not a curated record. The transcript is spliced from 4 exons. NCBI's taxonomy places the organism in Eukaryota, Metazoa, Chordata, Actinopteri, Cyprinodontiformes, Poeciliidae. Gene Ontology annotation, molecular function: neuropeptide Y receptor activity; neuropeptide binding. Gene Ontology annotation, cellular component: neuron projection; plasma membrane. The coding region runs from base 206 to 1360 and encodes 384 amino acids. Gene Ontology annotation, biological process: G protein-coupled receptor signaling pathway.
CCGUCACUCUCAUUGAGCGCUAAGUGAGACACACCAUCUUCUUCCCCGACUCUCCAUAUAACAUGGGCUUUUUUUAGGCUGCGGGGAGAGCUCGUUCAGUGACAACAUUUGAGAUUUUUCACAACAGGGAUAAAAAGAAAGGAAAGUCAGCGUUUUUCGCAAAAAGCGAAGAGGAAUUCUGUCUAAUUUGAAAAGGUUUUCCAGCAUGGACAUGGACAUCUUUAUGAAUAAGGACUUUGGUUUGACUGGAAACGCUACUCAAGCAACAGGAGAACCAGCAGGCAACAAAGGCCCAGGACUCAAUCAUAGCGACCCACUGGACAUGUUUGUUGGGAUGGAGCUUCUUCAACGGUUCAAACCUCUUUUUUUGCCUCUCUACUGCCUCGUGGUGGUUGUGGCAGGUGUUGGAAACUCAUUUUUGCUGGCCUGCAUUUUGGCAGACAAAAAACUCCACAAUGCCACCAACUUCUUCAUUGGUAAUUUGGCGGCUGGCGACCUGCUGAUGUGUUUAAGUUGUGUCCCACUGACUGUGUCUUACGCCUUCGACAGCCACGGCUGGGCUUUUGGACAACCUCUCUGCCACUUGGUGCCCUUGCUGCAGUGUGCCACAGUGUUCGCCUCGGUGCUUUCACUCACAGCCAUUGCUGUUGAUCGCUACAUUGUUGUAGCUCACCCAGUAAGGAAAAGAAUUUCUGUCUGGGGCUGUGGUGCAGUGACUCUGGGAGUCUGGCUUUUGUCUCUGGCCUUGGCUGCACCUCCGUCUUUUUACACGCGCUACCUGGACCUUCGUCCCAGUGGGAUCGACUUGGUGGUGUGUGAGGAAUUCUGGCCCAACAGCGGCAAUCUGCGCUUGUUGUACUCCUGCUUCAUCCUUGCAACCUCUUACAUGAUCCCGCUGCUGUCCGUCAGCAUCUCCUACUGCGCCAUCACGGUUAGUCUCAAGCGCUACUCAGUGCCUGGGGAGACGUCCAGCAGUCAACAGCGAUGGAGUCAAAGAAGAAAAAAGACCUUUACUCUGCUGGUGGCCUCAGUGCUAGCAUUUGCACUGUGCUGGCUGCCUCUUCAGGUGCUGAACCUUUUGCUGGACUUGGACCCAGAGUUCCUAUUCAUUGGGAAACGCUACAUAAACGUCCUGCAAGUUUGCUGCCAUUUAGUGGCUAUGAGCUCUGCGUGUUACAACCCUUUCAUCUACGCUUCCCUGCACAGCAAAGUGCGCAUGCAUCUGAAAGGCUACCUCUGUCCUUGCCGCAGUCGUCGAGGGGAAAUGGUGGAGCGCGCGCCGUCCAGGAGCGGCGUGUUUGAGGCGACUUCAGUAACAGCUCCCGUCAUGCAAAGCCACAUGAUUCAUCCCGACAUUUAAAUUGAUGUUCAGAAAUAUGGGAAAAUGCCAAACACAGGCUCAGUGUUCGUUUAAACCAUUUUCCAUCAUGGCUUUUCAGCUUUUUCAUUCACUUCAAGACAUUUAGUCCUG